CUACGCGGCCACACUCGCUUUUACAUUGUUUACGUGUAGUGUACACGCGGCUCAAUUGACGUUUGUGAUAACUUGCUCAAUUACUGUGUUUGUGUGCGAAAACUUGUUAGGUUGUGAGUGUGUGUGAAAAGUUUUGGAGAUUUUUAACAUAUCGAAAUAAAUAUCAAUCGCUUUUGCGCAUAUUUAUCGCAAAUCCUAUAUUUACGGUUUUGGAACAGUGUUCGAUCUAAUUGUUUAUGAGGCAGAAGUUUUAAGAAAAUGAAACUAUAUAAUGACUAGUCCUAGACGUUCAAAAAAGUAUGGCCAGUGUGUAAUACAACAAGUGGAUUGGGAUUCCCCGUCAACUGAAACUGGAACAGUCAAGAGAAGAUCUUCAUGUCCAGAAAAUUCUACAAGAACGACAAAUGUAGCACAAGAUGUUAUAACUGAAACUACUACACCUUCGGACACAAGUAGCGGUACCUCAAAAAGCCUCAAUGGAGAUGACAAGACUGAUUCUCUAGUAGAAAUAGAACAAAGAAUAUCGUGUAUCAUUAAUGAAAAUAGAACAUCACAAAGUAACUCUGAAAGCGAUAUUGAUAUUUUGAUUGAAGGUAUUUUGGAUGAUUCCUCCGAGGGCAAUUUAGUAGGAAGUCAGCAUGAUGUCAGGAAAUCUGAUCGCAGUAAAACUUUUAUUAAGUCUGAAGACAUUUCAACAAAAGAAAAAGUUCAAAACACUAAGAAUGAAGACAUAUCAAUACCUAAAAAGAUUAAGGAGCGGAAACAUAAUGCUUCUGUAUCAAUUAAAAAGAUAAAUAAAACCUCAGAUAUUCUAAGAAAAAGCGGUGCAUCCAGAGAAACCCUUAAAACAGAGAGUAAAUCAAGUGUUCUUCCCAUUUACAGAGCUACAGUACAAUCUAGUUAUUUAGAAUUAGGUGAAGAUAAGCAAAAAAAUAAAGUUAUAUCCAAGUUGAAGUUACCAUUUUCACCGUCAAAAGCAAUGGAUAAACCAAAGAUUCAUUUUUUACACGAAAGAACUAAUAUUAAAGAGACUAAACCAUCAUCGCUAUUAGCUUCACCUGUCCGGAGAACAAUAUCAAAUGAGUAUGUGCGACUUAAAUUCACAAAUGAUACCGUGAUGCGAAGGACUAUAGAUGGUAAAUCAAUACCAAAAAUAACCCCAAAAAUUCAAUCGAUUAUUCCCGAAAGCCCAAUAGACAGUGAGGAUCCUUUUCUUAAUUUAAGCCCAAAUAAAAAAUAUACGGUAACUGUAAAUAACAAAGUGAGAUGUGAUAAAGAUAAUUACGUUAUAUUUGAUCCGAAAACGGGGUUUAGCUCCACUCAAACUUUAAAAUCAUCAAGAAUUCCCGCUAAAUCAACUUCAAUCGAGAAAUCAAAGAUUCCACUAAAAUCGCCGCCAGGUGAACAUUCGGCCAGUGUGUCUAAAUUUACAAGUGCUAGUGAUACCGAUAGCGGUAUAUUAUCUUUAAAUUCACCAAGUGAUGUGAAGAAGCCAGCAUAUUACGUGAAUGCUGCAGUGUUUAGUGAAACAGCCAAGAAAAGUGCAGCAGAUUUGGAUAUUACAAUCGUUGAUCCAUCAGUGGCGAAAAAGGCAACUGAUCAAAUAAAAAUUUAUACAGAUUGGGCGAAUCAUUAUCUAGAGCGAGCGCGGUCGCGCCGCCGGGCCGGCACCUCCGGGGGCGGCUUGGCGCGCGACUGCGCUGAUGGUUUGCUGCUCGCCGACGUGCUGGAAGGAGUCACUGGACAGAAGGUUCCACGAGCACACCGCAAACCGCGGAGCCCGCAACAAAUGUUGGAGAACGUGCAGUGCUGUUUAGAUUUCCUUCAUGCACAAAAAGUUCAGGGGUUGGAACAAGUUACGGCUGUUGAUAUCCGUGAUGCCAAGCUAAAAGCAGUUCUUGCGUUAUUUUUUGCAUUGAGUAGACAUAAACAAGCGUCCAAACAAAGAAUAACGCCACCUACCGGCUACGCUGGAAAUGCCGCUAAGGGCUCAAAUGAAGAUGUUGCGUUAAAUUCCGUCCAACGAAUCACAGGUGGCAGCAGUGGAGAUGAUAUUUUAACAACUUGCGGCAAUAACAUCGAUAUGACUACUUUAACCGCUAACAGGCAAGUCUCCGUGCUGCAGACGUCGAUACCGCUGCCAGCUUCAGCGGCCGCGGUGAGACGUGCGCCGCCGGACAAACGACCACUGCCAGCCACCCCUGUUCACGGUGGGAAAAGUGGUUUGUCCGCAAGUUCAAGCCGUUCAACAAGCCCACUGGGACAUGGCGCAGUCAGUUUCAUACCUCGGGCACCAGCUUCAUCAUCUGGGUCAAGGCCGAACUCCUCUCUAUUAACACCUGGCAGUAAGAUCCCGUCAUCGUUGUCCACUCAAACGCAACAACAUUCCCCCAAUGUAUCGAAUCAUAAUGGAACGCCAACCAAGCAGUCCAUGUUAGAUAAAUUAAAAUUAUUUAAUAAGGAUAAAGUUAGUGCAGAAAAACAAAACAGUAAAAGCUCCGCCGUUUCGAAACGCACAAGCUCGUCCAGCGGCUUUUCUUCGGCAAAAAGUGAGAGAUCCGAUUCUAGUUUAAGUUUAAAUGAAUCAUCACAUAUUCCAAAUUCACAUAUUAAAUCAAACUUAGUUGGUCCUAAAAAUGUGAGGCAUCAAAAUGAUACAUUGAAUAAAGAUAAGAGCGGGAAAAGCGUGAAAUCCAAACUAGUAGGAUCGAAACCAGUUAAAGAGACAUCAAUGAAUUUGAGCAAAGUAAACCCUAAGUCUAAUAAUAAUGAGAAGUCUCGAAACAGUCCUAAGCUACCCGCUAGAGAUAAAGAAUCCAAGUUGGCUGCUCCAAAAUCCGUUAGUAAUACAAAAUUAAAUGUAAUUGAAGACAACUCUAGAAUAUCAAAGCCAAAAUUAGAAUCAAAAAUGGUUAAAUUGUCGGGCAGUCAAGCGAAAUUGAGUGAUCCGCGAGCAGAUAAUACGACUGAAGGAAAACAUACUGAUAACUCCUCGAAAGUUUCAAAUAAUCCUGCCCAAUCACCUUCUCCAACGGGAGGACAAAAUGUUCCAUUACAAAAUCAUACUGGCAUCCCAAAGCCUACAGCCGCUGUAAAAGGAACAUCGAAGGUCUCUAAAGACGACAGGCACGUUAUACAAAAGAAUACAACUACACAGUUGAGUCCAAUCCAAAGUAACUCAAGUUUGAACUCCACAAAUAAUGUUGGCACUUUACCAUUUACUAGAGAACAGUCUAAUUUAAAUAAAGAAACAUCUCAAAAGCAAACACUAGCUGUUUCACCAAUGCCGAUGGUAAAUUCUGCAAGUCAAAAUCCAUCUUCUCAGAUGUCUGAAAGUUCACAUUCCAAUUCUACACAUAGUACAACAGGCCAACAGUCCAAUUCAAGUGACGGAAGCGUAAUAUACAGACCAUCCAGUGAGUCUGGAUCAGAAAUAUCAAAAAGUAAUGUAUCAUCUAAUAGGAAAAUGGACAUGAAUGCGACAUAUAUAAGUAAUGUCAUCAAUGAAGCUGAAAUAUCUGAAAAAGAAGCAGCUCAAAAAAGAAUUCUAACUAGCCCAAGUGUAAAACAAAUGUUUGACCAAAACAAAACACUCACAGAGGCUGAUAGAAAUGAUAGUCGUUCUAGUACUCCAUCUCACUGUAGAGAUAAUUCAUUAGGUGAAGAUGAAAACCCAUUAAUGAACGUAAUGCCAAUGAGACCUUUGUUACGAGGAUACAAUAGCCAUUUAACAUUACCAAUGAGAACUUCGGGUUUAGCACAAAAAAACGUAACUGGUUAUCCUCAUCAUGCUAAUACUGUAAAAGCUAAUUUUGGCAGAGAAAACGUAGGGUUACGCGAACGCCUUAACUUCAGCCCUGGAUUUUCUAAUCCCGAUUACUGUGAUUUAGAAAUAGCGUCUGGAUAUAUGUCUGAUGGGGACUGUUUGCGAAGAAUUAAUGUAAAUGAAAUGGAUUGUGGUCGGAGCAAUGAUAUAAUGGACGGCUACAUGUCAGAAGGCGGCGCGUCCCUAUACGGUCGUCGCAUGAACUACCAGCAGCCCUCGCAACUUCAACAGUUAGAUGAAAGACGCGGUGGAGCUCGUAAUAGAAAUAUGGAAGGAGGAAGCGGAGUAGUAUAUCGUGUGGUGGGAAGAACUCGAAGUAAAGCCGAUUGUGGACAGCAGACUGAAAGGCAGCCGCCAGCACCUCGCCAGGAUACAACGUGGAAGAAGUAUACCGAUUCACCAGGAGUUGGAGCACCACCUUUGAACCAGCCGCCAGCGCCGCCGAGUCCCUCGCACAGCCGCAAGAGCGAGAGGCGCGCGGGCCACCACUCGCCGCAGCACAAGCGCGAGAAGCUGACGGCCGCCCAACAACUUGGCAUCGCGCCACACCCUCAGUACCCCUCUGCCAAUGCGCCUAAUCAACAUGGACCAAGGGGCGGCGGUGCACAGCUCCAGUCACCAAGCGGGGGAUCCCGCCCGUCCAGCGUGUCGAGCGGCAACGGCAGCAACUCGUCGGGUAAAGCGAAGGCGCCACAAAACUUCGGCUACGUCAAGAGACAGAACGGCGCGCAGCAGCCGCCGCCUCUGCCGGCAAAUGGACCACCACAGCAUCCACAUGGUGGAAGAACUGCACAAGUUUCGGCUGUGCCACGGACAAAAGUUAAGGUCUCUGGAGGAACACAGACUUGUACACAAGAUUUGCAAAUUCAUAAGAACGGCAUAGGUCCGAAGUCGUACUCGCUGCAAGGCAGCACGGCGGCGCAGCUGUCGGCGUCGGUGCGCGAGCGGCUGCUCGGCUCGCAGUCGCUGCCCAAGCCCGGGACACACGAGUUCGCGGCCUUGUUCCACCAUCAUAGAAUAACACCUCGAGGUGGAAUGAAGAUCAGCGAUGGAAGUCUAUCUGAUACUCAAACUUACUCUGAAGUGAAAUCAGAUUAUGGAAUUCCUUAUGCGCCAUGGCUGAGACACAGCAACACAUAUUCGGCAAGCGGGCGACUUUCGGAAGGCGAGUCCAUGGAGUCUCUGACGUCACUGCACUCGGCGCAGACCCACAACCACACAUCAUCACCUAACUCACACCACCGCAGCUCACUCACACACAAUAAGCUCAUCAUGCAUCGAGACGCUCAGACGUCCCGCCUUAACAGAAGCAACAGCAUUAGGUCGACCAAGUCAGAAAAAUUAUACCCUUCAAUGCUACAACGGUCUUCUGAGAGUGAUUAUGAGCCAUAUUACUGUUUGCCCGUUCAAUAUGGACCAGGAGGACAAGGUCUAAACUACGGGGUAUCAGAACCGCCAUCCCCCUCCCCCCGCUCGGCGCUAAGCCCCACGCACCAGCCCGCCGCUGUCAUACACACGCCCAGACACUCACACCACUAUCCUAAGAAAAAUGAUGAAGUGCACGGCUCGACCGCGUCCCUGGUGUCGACUGCGUCGUCGCUUGCGGCCGGCGCCGGCGCCGACGAGAGACACGCGCAUGAGGUAAAUACGCCUGUUCGCAAGUUACGGAGAGAGUUGGCGGAUGCGAAAGAAAAAGUUCACACUCUCACAACGCAGCUCACUACAAAUGCGCAUGUUGUAUCCGCCUUCGAGCAAAGCCUCUCGAAUAUGACCCAACGGCUACAGCAGUUGACAGCGACUGCAGAGAGAAAGGACUCAGAACUAACGGAGCUUCGCCAAACCAUCGAGCUUCUUCGAAAGCAGUCCAUUCAAGCCGGUCUGACCACAGCGCACAUGCAGUCCAUGGGCAUUCGGGCGGACGGAGUCAAUGUUACAGGCCAGGAUCCCACACCAUCACAAACUCAGCAAUCGUCCCCACAACGUCUCGCGCAAGCAAGCAACGGGGCGAUUACGAGACACCUUUCAACUGAUAGUGUUUCUAGUAUCAACAGCCUGAGUAGUGGAUCGUCAGCACCACACGAUAAAAAACAUAAAAAGAAGGGUUGGUUAAGAUCAUCUUUCACAAAAGCUUUCUCGCGAAAUGCAAAGAUUUCGAAAACGGCGAAGCAUGCGUCCCUGGGGCAAUUGUCGUCGCAAGACAGUUCAUCGGGCUCACAUCACUACGACGACCCACACACAAUUAGAGAAGGAAGCAACGAGAACAGUCUGGAACAUUCCCACGAAACGCUCGACAAUUCAAAAGACAAGACGACAUGCCCCGCGGAUAAACCCGAAGAACAAACCAAAGAUAAGCAAGAUCAAUCGAUAGUGGAUGAAUUAAAGAGACAACUCCGAGAGAAAGACUUAGUAUUAACAGAUAUACGAUUAGAAGCUCUCAGUUCGGCGCAUCAACUAGAAAGUCUUAAAGAUACGGUCAUCAAAAUGAGGAACGAGAUGCUUAACUUAAAACAAAACAACGAGCGUCUGCAGAGGCUAGUAACAUCAAGAUCUUUAGCGGGCAGUCAAAGUUCUUUAGGAACUGGCGGUUCGGCGGUAGAGGAUCCUAGAAGGUUCAGUCUUGCCGAUCAAGCUACAAUGCAUCAGGCCACGAUGGAUAUGCAUUCACAACCGUUAGACCUCGAUUUCAACUGCAUAACAUCCACUCCGGCGAGAGAUAAAAAAGGUUCUCCAAAAUCAAGUAUGGUGGAACCGAUAUAUGGAAACAAUGCUGCGUGCGAAUUAAACGAGAAUGGCGAAACAAUGCUUGGAGCGUUGAAUGGUUCCAGUGAUAUAUUUACUAAUGGACUCAGUAGUGGUGAUAGAAUGAGCGGAGAUUACGAUAUCAACAGUGUUCUCCCUCCGCCGAAAACACGAGAACUGGCGAUCGGGGAAAGCUAUUCAGAUAUCGGCGUAGCCGACAGCCAAGGAGAUACCACCGAUGGGAAGAAAAUAGCAAUAGCGGUUUAUUUAGGACAGCCGGAAACAUUCCAGAGAUAUUUCGAAGAAGUUCAAGAUACGCUUACAGAAUCUGAAUGUAGAUUUUACGCAAAACAGUCGGCGAGCGCGUACAACAAUCACUUUGAGAAACAAUCCAGUUUCGAUUCCCCGCGAAUGUCACAGAAUCACAGUCCAGAAAUAGAAACCCAAGACUACCCUCAAUCUAUAAAUAAAUCAAACACUAAUAGCCUUAAGAGUAACAAGUCGACACAUAGCAAUUCCUAUAAACACGUGUACAAUAGUGAUUCGACGAUAAACUGCAAUGAGUUUACUAUAGCUUACACGUAUAUUUCUGGGAAAACGACAUGGCAAAACUUAGAUUAUAUAGUGCGAAAGACAUUCAAGGAUUAUCUGUCAAGGAUAGAUCCGGGGACAAACCUCGGCCUCAAUACGGACUCGAUCACGUCGUAUCACUUGGGAGAGGCCACUCGAGGCCCUGAGAUCGGCUUUCCUGAAUUGCUCCCUUGUGGAUACAUAAUAGGCACUGUGAAUACUCUGUACAUUUGCUUGCAAGGUGUUGGAAGUUUGGCCUUUGAUAGCCUUAUACCAAAAAACAUUGUUUAUCGAUACGUUUCGCUGCUAUCGGAACACCGGCGCGUGAUCCUGUGCGGGCCGAGCGGCACCGGGAAGUCGUACUUAGCGGCGAAACUCGCCGAGUUCUACGUGCAGCGCACGCAGCGGAGGGGAAAUCCCGCUGAGGCGGUGGCCACUUUCAACGUGGACCGCAAGUCAUGCAACGAGGUGCGCGCGUACCUCGCGAACAUCGCGGAGCAGUGCGGCGCGGCGGCGGGCGGCGACGAGGCGGCGCUGCCGUCCGUCGUCGUGCUCGACAACCUGCACCACGCCUCCGCGCUCGGCGACGCCUUCGCCGCGCUGCUGCCGCCGGAUAACCGCGACAUGCCCGUUAUCAUUGGCACAAUGUCCCAAGCAACAUGCAAUACGACGAACCUGCAACUACAUCACAACUUCAGAUGGCUACUUACUGCAAAUCACAUGGAACCCGUCAAAGGAUUCUUGGCUCGGUACCUCCGGAGGAAGCUGUUCUCGCUAGAGCUGCGGUUGGGGCGGCGCGAGCCGGCGCUGGCGGCCGUGCUGGAGUGGCUGCCGGGCGUGUGGGCCGCGCUCAACGCCUUCCUCGAGGCGCACUCCUCCAGUGACGUCACCGUCGGCCCACGGCUCUUCCUCGCCUGCCCCAUGGACCUGGAGGCUAGUCAGGCGUGGUUCGCGGACGUAUGGAACUACAGCAUCGUGCCGUACGCGUCGGAGGCGGUGCGCGAGGGCGUGGCGCUGUACGGGCGGCGGCGGCACGCGGCGCUCGACCCGCUGCACCACGUCAAGUCGUCCUACCCGUGGCGGGAGCCCAACCACUCGCACACCUUAAGGCCGAUAACGGUGGAAGAUAUGAACAUUGAAGAGGGAAGCCAGGACACCAGCGCUAAUAACAAUCAAGAUCCAUUGUUAAACAUGUUAAUGCGUCUGCAAGAAGCGGCCAACUACAGCGGCAACCAAAGUCAAGACUCGGACAACGCGAGCAUGGACUCGAAUCUCACGCACGACAGCUCUAUGGGCAACGAGCUCUAACUUUAUAUUAUCGCCUUACUUUCUAUUAAACGAACAAUAAAACAAUUCGACUUAAUAUUCCUAUUUAUUUGUUUAGGCGUUCAUUCUUGUUAGCCAAUGCGUGUAAAAAUGGCAUAAAUACGACGACUAUGAGUGACUGUCAGAUCUUCAUCUGAUUCGAAGUUUCUACCUUCCUUACCUUGUAUCAGUGUGUUAUUGAUGUUUAAAUAAUUGAACUGAAGCUGGGAAAUAUUGGUCUAUCGUCUUUUUUGAAUACACUGAUUAUUUCUAUUAGAUAAUUGUAAUAUAAACAUUAUUUUCCAGCUUUGGCCAUUUGGUAUCGUAUCGCUUUAAUUUUUCCGUUUGUAUUUUAAAUGUUUAUUGACAAAUAUAUGCGCUUUAAACCUAACACACUUUACCUAUUUACAUGAUUAUUUAUGUGUAGGUAAUAAACCUUAGAGUUAAUGAAAAAUAAUGAUUUAAGCUACAGAAUAUCCAUUAAGGAUUCAAUUUCAAAAAACUUUAUUUAGAAAAAUACUUCAAAUCACUUCAAGUACCAAAUAUAUUCGAACUAUACAACUCUGAGGUUUUGUAAAAUAAUCAAUUGUAUAAAAGUAAGAAAAGAAUCUAGUGCAUUUAUUUUCGAGUGUGAAACUAGGCGAUAUACAAAGCCAAAUAUUUGCCAUAUAUGUAAAUUUUUAUUUAUUUAUCUGUUAGCCUUGUUUAGUAUUUUGUAAGUAUAUUCUAAUGUUAAAUACUCUCAAGAAAUCAAAUUAUUUCCAAGGAAAGGAUUUGCUCUGCAUAUUUGUGGACGAUAGCAAAUACUAAAAGCAAGAGUCGUAGCCUUUCUACUAUUAUUGUAUUUUCGUUGCAACUUUUCAUAGUAAAUUUUUUAACGCUUUCGUUAAAAAGUUUAAUACGAUAGUCUAUGAAUUCAUGAAAAAUACUCUACUGCAGUGCCUGGAGCGAUAUAAUUCCAUUGUGAGAUACAGACAGCGUUUAACUGUCCCUGUUUGUAAUGAAGCAUUGGCUUUUACUAUUGUUAUAUUUUUCAAAGUUAGAAUAUUGACGCGAUUGCAUUACUUGGAUGUAAUGUGUGUAUAUUAUUAUGAAAGUGUAAUUUUUAUACCAUUUUCAUAUAAAACUCAUGUACCUAAAAUGUUAAGGUGUAAAUACGAUAAAAAUGUUUAAUAUAAUUUUUUUUUCUACGUGAUUACACUAACCGCUAUUAUGCCAUAUACAGUAUAGUAUUAAUUUUGUAUAGAAAUGUAACUUAUGUUACUGUGUUCGGUAUGGAUUGACUUGUGUGCAUAAAAAACGUGAUAUCUACAAUCUAUGCUUUACAUAAAUUGUGAAAAAUAAACUUUGAUUACAUAUAA
Zerene cesonia (dogface butterfly) is the source of this 9801-nucleotide messenger RNA. RefSeq names its product protein sickie (gene sick). Gene Ontology annotation, molecular function: ATP hydrolysis activity; protein binding. The transcript is spliced from 34 exons. NCBI's taxonomy places the organism in Eukaryota, Metazoa, Arthropoda, Insecta, Lepidoptera, Pieridae. The coding region runs from base 272 to 8443 and encodes 2723 amino acids. Gene Ontology annotation, biological process: nervous system development; neurogenesis. The record is from RefSeq and is a predicted model, not a curated record.